AUGGCCACAACACUGGAAGACAAGUCUAUUUGGGAAGAUGGUGAAGAAGCUCUCAGUGAGGAAGUUCUACGUAUGCCAACAGAUGAGAUAAUAAGCCGAACACGAUUGCUGGACAAUGAAAUUAAGAUCAUGAAGAGUGAAGUCAUGAGAAUUUCUCAUGAAUUACAAGCACAAAAUGACAAAAUCAAGGAGAACACAGAGAAAAUUAAAGUGAACAAGACUCUUCCGUACCUCGUUUCCAAUGUUAUCGAACUGCUAGACGUUGACCCUCAAGAGGAAGAAGAAGACGGCGCUGUAGUAGACCUGGACUCGCAGAGGAAAGGAAAAUGCGCCGUCAUUAAGACCUCGACCAGACAAACAUAUUUCUUACCCGUGAUUGGUCUUGUGGAUGCUGAAAAACUGAAGCCCGGUGACCUGGUUGGAGUAAACAAAGACUCUUAUUUGAUCUUGGAAACUCUGCCCGCUGAGUAUGACGCCAGAGUCAAAGCUAUGGAAGUAGACGAGAGACCUACAGAACAAUACUCAGAUAUCGGUGGCUUGGAUAAACAGAUACAGGAACUGAUAGAGGCAGUAGUACUACCUAUGACCCACAAGGAGAAGUUUGUCAACCUCGGUAUUCAUCCUCCGAAGGGUGUGCUCUUGUAUGGCCCUCCAGGAACUGGCAAGACUUUGUUAGCUAGGGCUUGUGCUGCUCAAACUAAGUCUACCUUCUUGAAGCUUGCUGGACCUCAGCUUGUACAAAUGUUCAUCGGUGACGGAGCCAAGCUUGUUAGAGAUGCCUUCGCAUUAGCCAAGGAGAAGGCACCAGCAAUAAUCUUCAUCGAUGAGUUGGAUGCUAUCGGUACAAAGAGAUUUGACUCGGAGAAGGCCGGUGAUCGUGAAGUGCAGAGAACUAUGCUGGAACUACUUAAUCAGUUAGAUGGUUUUAGCUCUACUGCUGAUAUUAAGGUCAUAGCUGCCACAAACAGAGUAGAUAUUUUGGAUCCAGCCCUGCUUCGUUCCGGUCGUCUGGACAGAAAGAUUGAAUUCCCUCACCCCAAUGAGGAGGCUAGGGCUAGGAUCAUGCAAAUUCACUCCCGAAAAAUGAAUGUAUCCCCGGAUGUUAACUUUGAAGAGUUAUCCCGUUCUACUGAUGAUUUCAACGGUGCCCAAUGUAAGGCUGUUUGUGUUGAAGCUGGUAUGAUAGCCUUAAGACGAUCAGCUACUGCCGUGACUCACGAAGACUUCAUGGACGCGAUCCUUGAAGUACAGGCCAAGAAAAAGGCCAAUCUCAGCUAUUAUGCUUAA
Messenger RNA from Danaus chrysippus (African queen), 1287 nucleotides. The record is from the annotation of a GenBank genome assembly. Lineage: Eukaryota; Metazoa; Arthropoda; Insecta; Lepidoptera; Nymphalidae.